Messenger RNA from Tremella mesenterica DSM 1558, 1002 nucleotides. RefSeq lists its product as uncharacterized. The record is from RefSeq and is a predicted model, not a curated record. Bases 1 to 1002 code for a protein of 333 amino acids. The transcript is spliced from 3 exons. Lineage: Eukaryota; Fungi; Basidiomycota; Tremellomycetes; Tremellales; Tremellaceae. Gene Ontology annotation, molecular function: nickel cation binding.
AUGACUCCUAAAGUCCUUCUGGAAGACGGACUCGCUCCCAAUACUAGACCUUUGAUACCGAAACAGGGCAAUGGACACCUUCACCUCUCUCAUCCACCCAGGGCAAAUUUCUCAACUCUCAUAGCUUCAUACCCACUCAAACUCCUCGCUCCUUCUCCUCUCCCCUCACAGCCUUCGAACAUAGCGACAUGUUAUACUCUCGCAUACGGAGGUGGACUAGUAGCGGGUGAUCUCAUCUCCCUCCGUGUGGACAUCGAUCAAAGCUGCGGUCUCGUCAUGCUCACUCAAGGAAGUACGAAAGUUUUCAAAAGUCGUCCAAAUCUUCGACAUCUUUCAUAUCCCUCCCCACUUUCACUUACCUCUUCGAAGACCGAUAUGACCCGUCAACGUCUACAUGUCACACUCCAACCUAAAUCAUUCCUCCUUCUAAUGCCCGAUUCCGUGGCUCCAUUUCGAAAUUCCAAGUAUUCUCAAACGCAACGGUUCCUCUUACCAGCGGAUAACUCGGCUUCGUUGCUUCUACUAGAUUGGGUGUCUUCGGGAAGAGGUCAACACAGGGGAGAUACUGGAGAAAUGGAAAUUUGGACCAUGGAAAGUUACGCUUCCACCAAUGAGGUAUACUUAGGCGAUCGUCUGGUUAUGCGUGAACGUAUGGUGCUGAAUAAUCCUCCUGAAUCUCUCAAAUCAUUUCAAGGUGACGGAAUGUCAGAUGUCGCAAGGCGAUUAGCACCUUAUAAUGUUUACGCUACAAUUCUCAUCCUUGGUCCUCAUUUCGAAAGUCUGUUAACGCAUUUGGCAAAGUUGGUUCACGCCACAAGACAGUUCCAAGCUCAAAAACCGGAGAAAGUGUUGUGGUCUUUCAAUCUUGUUGAGAGCGGAGCGGGGGUGUUGAGGGUAGCUGGGGAGGAAGUGGAGGAUGUAAGGGGUUGGUUGAGGACUGUAUUAGGCGAUGGAGGGGUGAAGGAGUUGGUCGGGGAUGGUCUGUGGGGAAGGAUCAUCUAA